Cherax quadricarinatus is the source of this 3164-nucleotide messenger RNA. The record is from RefSeq and is a predicted model, not a curated record. Lineage: Eukaryota; Metazoa; Arthropoda; Malacostraca; Decapoda; Parastacidae.
AAAAAACAGUGAAAGAAUUAUAUAAGGAUGAGUUAGUGGUGUCUGACAACUCCAACAAACGCAUCGUGGCCGGACGUUGCUGGAUUAGUCACACUCGUGCUGUGGGUGGAGACGCUUGUCUCGUUGUAGCUUGUGAAUUUGUGAGUGGUUUAUCGCCUAACCACAUUACACACUAACCUCUUAUGUGAAUCUGUGCAUCCGAAAGUUUCUCAGGCUGGUUAAACCAUACCAACAAUAGUUUUUAGGGUUAAUAAGGCCGGCCGUCUCCUGUGUUAAAAUCCAUUUUUUUUUCUCGAGGUGAUAUUACGGUGGUGUGUUUUAAGCUAUGUGGUGGUACAGAACUGUGGUUAAUGUGGCAGUUUGGUUGGUGGUGUGGGCGGCCUGUAGCGCCCAUACAAGCGGGGCUGACACCUGCUCCAUUACCUCGUUUAAGUGCAAGGACGUGGAGAACUGCAUUCCUAAGUCUUGGCAGUGUGACGGUACUGCAGACUGUAUGGACGGUAGUGACGAGGACCCCACCUUGUGUCCAGAGAAAAAGUGCAAACAGACAGAGUUCCGGUGUGGUGACGGUAAAUGCAUCCCCCACCGCUGGCAGUGUGACUCUGAAGCAGACUGUGAAGAUGGUUCUGAUGAAGACCCUAAACACUGCGCAAUAAAGAAGUGUGACGAUGGUGAGAGACAGAUGUGGCAGUGUGCGAUGGGGUUGUGCAUUCCCCUCUCUUGGUACUGUGAUGCUGUGGUCGACUGUAAGGAUGGGUCAGAUGAGGUCAACUGUCCUAAUGAAAUAGAAUGCAAAGCUGACGAAUUCACUUGUCACAAUAGUGGCAACAAAUCGAAUUGCAUCCAGCUAAACUGGGUUUGUGAUGGAGAGUCCGACUGUGAUGAUCAAUCCGACGAAGUUUCAUGUAAUGCAACAUGUACUUCAGAACAGUUCACUUGUGCAUCUGGUAUAUGCAUCUCAAAACGCUGGCAUUGUGAUGGAGACAUUGAUUGUGGUGACGAUGACAAUUCAGACGAAGCAAAUUGUCCAAAGAAAACUUGCUCAUUCUCUCAGGUGGCUUGUGCAGACGAGUCAUGCAUAGAUCGCAGCCUGAUUUGUGAUGGCAAGGAAGAUUGCAACGAUGGAUCGGAUGAACAUAAUUGUCCAAAUACCACGUGCAAUGCUGAUGAAUAUUCGUGUGCAGGGGGGUUCCAGUGCAUCCGCCGCGAGUGGUUGUGCGAUGGUGACAUGGACUGCCCUAAAGGAGAUGACGAAAGUAAAGAGAACUGUGUACACAAUUGCCAAGAUGAUUCAUUCAUGUGUGGUGAUAAGUCGUGUAUUGCUGGAAAGCUAAAAUGUAAUGGUUUCCCAGAAUGCUCUGAUGAAUCUGAUGAAGAGAACUGUGCACCAGCUUGCAAUGAAGAAUCUCAAUUCAACUGUGGAGACCAUUGCAUUCCUAUGGAGUUGGUAUGCAAUGGCAAUGAUGACUGUGGAAACUCAGCAGAUGAACCUACAGAUGGCACUUGUGGCAGGAAUGAGUGCAAUGAUCGUAAUGGUGGCUGUGCCCAAGUUUGUGUCGAUACUGCUGCUGGUCACUACUGCAAGUGCAAAGCAGGUUUCAUGCUUGUUAAUGGAACACAGUGUGAAGAUAUUGAUGAGUGUAUGGAGCCUGGCAUUUGCUCUCAGGUUUGUGUUAACCUCAAAGGUGCCUUCAAGUGCGAGUGUGUUGGGGGUUAUGCUCGCGACCCUCAUAACCAUCGCCGAUGUAAAGCAAUGGAGGGACAUGCAUCACUCCUUUUCGCUCAUUUCACUGAUAUACGGAAAAUAUCCCUCGAUCACCAAGAGAUUACAGCAAUUGUUAAUGAGACACAAGGUGCUACAGCGUUAGAUUUUGUUUUUAAAACUGGAAUGAUCUUCUGGACAGAUAUACGGGAAAAAUGUAUAUACAAAGCCCCCAUAGAUGAAGGCAGUAAAAAGGUGGUGGUGAUUUCUGAUGAUGUGACUACAGUAGAUGGUUUGGCUGUCGACUGGUUGUAUAAUCACAUCUACUGGACUAACACGGACACAGAUACAAUAGAGGUUGCAGAUUUCAAUGGAGACAUGAGGAAAACGCUCUUCCGACACAGACUAGAUGAACCUCGUGCCCUUGCUGUCUACCCGUCUGAGGGCUGGAUGUUCUGGACUGACUGGGGGCAACAAGCUAAGAUCGAGAGAGCUGGCAUGGAUGGUAAAUUUAGACAGGCUAUUGUUACUAGAGAUAUAAGGUGGCCCAACGCUCUAAGUCUUGACUUGGUUUUGCGAAAAAUAUAUUGGUCAGAUUCCAAGUACCAUACAAUCUACUCUUGUGACUUUGAUGGCUCUAACCGCAGGGUCAUACUUUAUUCAACAGAUUACCUGCCUCAUCCAUUUUCUAUCACAGUUUUCGAAGAUACAAUGUAUUGGAGUGAUUGGCGCAAGGAAGCCAUUUUCCGAGCUAACAAAUUCACAGGACAAAAUGUUGAAACUAUUGCACACUCACAUGCGACCCCCAUGACUGUCCAUGUGUACCAUAGCUAUAGGCAACCCAAUGGCACAAAUCACUGUACUCCGCUUAAUGGUCUAUGUACUCACCUGUGUCUCCCUGCACCACAAACUGGCCCUCAAGCUUCAAAAAUUACAUGUGCUUGUCCAGAUGGCCUCAUGCUGAUGUCUGAUGGACUGACGUGCGAGAGCGAGGAUGACUCGAUUCCCUACUUGGGGAAACCUACUCAAGAAUCUACCUCGAUAACCAAUAAUCUUACAGAAGAAGUUAGCAGCACCAUGGUACCCGAGAUGAAGCAGGCUCCGCCCCAGAUCGAGUCUCCUGCAGAAGGGGAAGAAGGCAACGUGGCGGUGGCUGCUAUCCUGGCAGCGCUAGGCGUCCUCUGCAUCGCCUCAGCCAUGGCAUACAUGAUCUACCGCUACUUCCGCAAACGAUCUGUGCACAGCAUGAACUUCGACAACCCAGUUUACAAGAAGACAACAACUGAGGAUGGCUUCCACUUGGCUGGCCAGCAGCGGACAAAUUGUCAGAGGGGAUCAAAUCAGCCGCAGUAUCAACACCGGCAGUAUGGAGUUAUGUCUCCAGAGGAUGGCAUUUGUGAGCCAAUGGUUAACACGCUCAAAUUCUAAUGACGUCACUGGAGCCACUUACAAGCAGCAACAC